UCGUUUUAACAACACUAUUUCAGUUCCCCAACUCUUUCCAGCCUCCGUCGUCGAAGCUAUACUUGACUGAACUAUCUCUCUCGUGCAAAGCUCUGGCUUGUUUUGGUCAAGUGGAGCAAUCCCUCCACCUACAGGGGUCGCGCGACAACUGCAGAAUUAGCAAAGCCGUGUCAGUGUCACGAGAUUUAUCUGGAUAGAGAGCUCACCCACCGGGCCGCAGAGUUCAGCAGUGGCUACAGGUAACAUUAGCAAUGAUUGGUGCCAUGAAUUUCAAAAACUGCGGCUCUGUGCUUGUAACGGGAGCCAGCCGAGGGCUCGGGCUGCAAAUCGUCGACAGCCUGGCGAGCGGAGGUUUCUCACCCGGCAAGAUUAUAGCCACGACCAGACAGCCCGCGAGCGCGCAGAAACUUCAAGAACUGGCAGAGAAACAUCCCAACAUCUACGUAAUCACUUUGGAUGUAGUGAACCAGGAGAGUAUAGAGAAGUCUGUAGAAGAGGUGGGCCAGCUGGUACAAGAAGAGGGUCUGAACUGCCUGAUCAACAAUGCAGGGAUCAAUGUGGUGGCCGACUUUCAUACCGUUACUGCCGAGAAGAUGUUAGAAAACUUCCACACUAAUGCUGUGGCUCCUCUGAUGAUCACCAAGGCCUUCCUGCCUCUGUUGAAGCGAGCUGCGUCCAGAGGAGGUGCAGGUGGUGCAGGGGUCAUGGGCAUCCAGAGGGCAGCAGUCAUCAACAUGAGCUCUCUGCUGGGCUCUGUGGAGCUCAACUGGGGGGAACGGGCCAACAACUUCAGAUGGUACCCCUACAGGACGUCCAAGACUGCCCUAAACAUGGUGAGUCGUUGUAUGGCUUUAGACCUGGAGCCUGAUGGGAUUCUCUGUAUGGCUAUACACCCUGGCUGGGUCCGCACUGACAUGGGGGGGUCUGAGGCCCCACUGAGUCCAGAGGAGAGCAUUUCUUCCAUCUUGUCUGUGAUUGGUGGACUGACUGAAAAGGAUCAUGGGUCAUUUCUGAACUUUACAGGAGAGAUUUUGCCUUGGUGACCGUGAUCAUCACAGUAAUGAGUAGGAUGAUUAUUAGAACAACAAACUGAUCCUAAUGGUUAUUGAGUCUAUCAUCAACUUCAGCUAUGCAAAGAUGAAUGUGUCAAUGACUCAGAGUGCAGAGUGUUAAAUCUUAAUUGAGCUCUACCUUUUAGUAUAAAAUCAUGCAUAUUUCACCUAAAUACAACUUCAUUAUAGGACAGCAACAACAUUCAGUUUCUUAUAAGGAGAUCUCCUUACAGUGUUCAUAAGUACUGUAUAUGGGCAGGGUAUGCUGUGUGAUGUAGCUUCUCUUGCAGCCUUACACAUUACGUUACAAAAGAUUAACUAAGCUGUGUUCAAAUGCAAACAUAAAAUGUUGCUGAUCUGAUAACACAUCAAACUCACUGUCCCAGACAAACAGACAGGACUUGGUUGAGAAAGUUGUAACAGAAAACCUUCUCAGAGAUGUGCUUUGGUUGACCUAAAUCUAUGUAUACGUUUGAGCAGAACUUUGGUCAGGUUUUCACUUACAUUGCCAAGCUGGAGUGUCAUGGCCACACAGUUGCUAUGCUGAAGGGUAAUUUCACUCAGGAUUCUCCUGUAUUUAAACAUAUGCCAACACUUUACUUUUAAGUCCUCCUAUUUAGCAUUCAUAUAAACAUUGAAUAAAUGGUUUAUAACACAAUAUAAUGUAGUUGUAAGCAGAUAUAGAUAUUUAUUCAUGUAUUUUCCAACAACUAUAACUCCUCCUGUGGGCAUCCAGAAGUGGAUGCUGGUGUAUAAACAGAUAAUAAAUGACAAUAUAGGAAACACAAUUGUAAUUAUAUGAAAUGUGUCUUCAUAGGAGAAGUUAUAAUUGUUGACAAAUACUGUACUUUAAUGAAGCUGUCUCCUUAUAGCUGCACACAACUACAUUAUUGUGUAUUAUUAAAUGUUUGUAUACUGCUUCUAAAGGCUAAGUGGGGUGUUGUGUGUUUGAAAAAGUUCCUGUUUUUUUAGAAGUUUCAAAGACAUUGCUAAAAAGCAAAUAUCAAUCAAACACUCAAAAGCUACUUUAAAGGUAUAAACUGAUGAAUGAUGAGCCAUUCAUGAGAUGAAUAUUUGGCCACUAAACUCUCUAAAUAUUGAAAUUUGCUAAAUUUACUGAUUGCUUUACCAGUCAGUAGAUUAUGUGGUUUACAUUUGUGUGCAAGGAAGCGCAGAAGUUCUGAAUUGUGUGGUUUCUGCAGUUUACAGUACAACGUUACAAAAUAGUAUAAUCUAUAUAGGCUACUGUAUUCAAAUACACUACUUUAUGCUGCUGUUUAUAUCAGUAAAUAUGGAAAUGUUACUUUUUUCUGAGAUUGUUACUUUUUAGAGCAUUUAAUUUGACCAUCAUUGUUGUAAAACAGUAAUAAAAGUUUGAGUAUC
Molecule: messenger RNA, 2435 nt
Organism: Siniperca chuatsi (mandarin fish)
Lineage: Eukaryota; Metazoa; Chordata; Actinopteri; Centrarchiformes; Sinipercidae
Product: C-factor-like
Exons: 6
Coding region: 252-1043 (263 amino acids)
Source: RefSeq, a predicted model, not a curated record